This is a messenger RNA of Sphaerulina musiva SO2202, 1344 nucleotides long. Its product is annotated as glutaredoxin Grx1. Gene Ontology annotation, cellular component: cytoplasm; nucleus. Lineage: Eukaryota; Fungi; Ascomycota; Dothideomycetes; Mycosphaerellales; Mycosphaerellaceae. The record is from RefSeq and is a predicted model, not a curated record. The coding region runs from base 131 to 436 and encodes 101 amino acids. The transcript is spliced from 4 exons. Gene Ontology annotation, biological process: cellular response to oxidative stress. Gene Ontology annotation, molecular function: glutathione disulfide oxidoreductase activity.
CGACACAGCAUAUACAUACCUUCAACCAACAACGAACACCCACCACCACACCACCCCCUCCACCACCGCCACCAUUAACUUCAUACGCACCUUCUUCAGCGGCGCCCGUUCAGCCAGCCCCAACACCAUCAUGGCAGCCAAGGCGAAGGCGCAAGAGAUCAUCGACAGCAAUGCCGUCGCAGUCUUCUCCAAGUCGUACUGCCCAUACUGCAAAGCGACCAAGUCUCUGCUGAGCGAGGUGGGCGCAAAGCCAUACAUCAUCGAGCUGGACCAAGUCGAUGAUGGCGCCGCUAUUCAGGAUGCCCUCGAGGAGAUGACCAACCAGCGCUCCGUUCCCAACAUCUUUAUCGCCAAGAAGCAUAUUGGAGGUAACUCGGAUCUUCAGGGCAAGAAGAGCCAGCUUCCGGAGCUCCUCAAGGCGGCCAAUGCUAUUUAGAAAGGCUAGGAUGAUGAUAAGAGUAGUAUUGGCCGAUUAUCGGGUUGCCCGUGGAAGAGGACGGAGUAGUCGGUUCGCGCAAUGCGCCAGAGCUAUGGUCAGAUUGCGACGUCGCCACGGGUUGAAGAUACAUAAGAGCUGAAAUGCUGAAUACCAUGACUGAAAUGAACAUACAAUGACUUCUGCGCGUCUCACUGCGUACUGUCCUGCCCUGAUCAUGCUACAUCGCUUCCAUUGUGAAACAUGCAAGUCCCUACCUACCUACCUUGGCUCUCAAUCGAGCUCGCCAUCAAGCGCCAUUUUUCUCAUAGCCUCCAACGACUUCGACACAGCCAUCUUCGCACCCUUUCUGUGUUCUUCCAUCAACUUCAUAUGCUCCUCCGACCCUUCUGCAACAUCAGGAUGCCUCCACUCAAACGUAUACGUCAUCAACAUAGACCCUUCCGCCUCCCCAUCCGAAAUCGUAUUCGUAAUCACCGCUCCAUCAGGUUGAUGAAAAUCCACCUUGACAGGCCAAUAGCUCUUACACACCUCUUUCACACUCUUUCCAUCAGACGAUUUAAACCACACUUUCCUCGUAACUUGACCCCAUUUUUCCUCCUCUUCCUCCUCCCCGUUGUUCUUCUUCUCCUCCUCCUCAAGGACUUCACACCUCUCAAUCACCGGCACAAAUCUUUGCGCUUCUCGGAUUUUAAUCUGUAGGCCUUUCCAGACUUGACUGCGCGAGAGAAUGGGCGUGACUCCAGAUGAUGGAUUGAUGGCUUCGCUAUAUGCACAAUUAAUCGUCACCAUUUUGACGUGACGUGGCGUGAAUUGACUGGACUGGACUUGAGUGCUCAAUAAGAACUUUUUCUCGAUUCAAAGACUAGGAAAUGGUACCUUGUGAACGGGUACAUGUAUAAGGUAAG